Messenger RNA from Osmerus eperlanus (European smelt), 4146 nucleotides. It is a transcript of the gene pidd1, whose product is annotated as p53-induced death domain protein 1. Gene Ontology annotation, biological process: DNA damage response; apoptotic process; signal transduction. Gene Ontology annotation, molecular function: protein binding. The transcript has 15 exons. The coding region runs from base 619 to 3651 and encodes 1010 amino acids. The record is from RefSeq and is a predicted model, not a curated record. Lineage: Eukaryota; Metazoa; Chordata; Actinopteri; Osmeriformes; Osmeridae.
UAUCAGAAUCAGACGAAAACUCAAGAGAUUGACAGCGGAACUACAAUACGUUAUUCAGAUCAUGCUACUAGCGCCAUGACAUUGAUAUUGGAUAGACCAUUUUUAUGAUUAAGGGAUACACAUUGAAAACGGCGGAAAUUUUGGAUUGAAGGUACAGGGACUUCACAGUCACUUAGUUCACUGCUUAAAAUGUUUCUACGGUGUUUUUAGCUAGCUAAUGUAGCUGACUAAUAGCUGACUAGCUAACUAUAACUCAACUACUGUGCUAGGAACCUAAGACAAUAUUGUUAUCUUAACAAUAAGAACAUUAGAUGGUUAUCUGGAUAAGUAAAUAGUAGACCUAUCUCCUAGUUUGUUCAAAUGUAACAUAGACACUUUAAAUUACCUACAAGCAUACAGGCAAUUUACACUUGCCUGCUCCACCCGGACCAUAACUCAUGUCUCGUCAUGCCCAACAACAGCACAGCAUGUGUUUCCAGAAAAUUGACAGCCUGACAUUUGACAUCAAGGCAUGUAGAGACAACAACGAGAGGGAUUAUAGUUGUUCCUAUAUUGCUUUUACUGUUCAACGUAAACUGAAUCGAAUCGAGACAGACCGACUAGACGACCGUUUGAGAGAUGAAGAAGAGAGAAGAAACAGACCAGAGACGAGAUGACAGACAGGCAUGCGAUGAGAGGAUGGAGACAGUAUGGCGAGAAGAAGGGAGAGGAUCAGCCCUUCCUUGUGACCAGAUGGGUAUAAAAUUCGCCCCCCAACUCCUAAAAAAAAAUUCAAAUGAAGAAGAUGGCACUCUGGAAAAUAAACAUACUGAAGAGAAAGUAGGAAAUAAGACGGAAAGAAUCUAUGAAGAUUCGAUGAGAUUCAGUCUGAGAGAGUCGGACCAACAACCCGAGGCCCCCGUCAUCAUUCCGCCUGCUAUCUCUCCAUCACUUAGCCUCACAGACACUUGGGCUCCCUCGGUUUCAAACCGUUCCCCUCCCUCCAUCAGCGCCACUCCCUCAUUCUCCUCGCCAUCCCCCUAUUCUUCACCUGUGCCAUCUCUGACACCUCCCCUGCCCCCAUCUGUGGAGCUCUCUGCGGUGCUGAAUGACACCAGGUUGACCCUCGAUGUGUACAAAGGUGGGGCAGCUGUGCUACAGGUACUCUGGAGGAGCCUGCCAGGUCAUCUGAGGGGGGUGCAGUACCUCAGACUGGGGUCAGAGGACAAGGCAGGGCUGGAUGGAGCUCUGGAGGUCCUACCCCACCUUACUCAACUCCGUUCUCUUGCUAUCCGAGGCCACCGUUUAUGUGACACUCAAGGCAGCCUGCUUCCUGGCCUUCUCACAGCUCUUCCCAGCUCCUUAACCUCUCUCUCCCUUCUCAAACACCUGGAUCUCUCCUUUAAUGCUCUCUCCUCCUUUCCCCUGUGCCUUGUGUCCCUGCCCCAUCUCUCCUCCUUGCUUCUCUCUCACAAUCAACUCACUACUUUGCCUCCUGAUAUUGGCCAGCUGUCAUCCCUCAGCUACCUCACCCUAUUGGGGAACCAGUUAGUUUCUGUCCCACAGAGUCUGGGCCAGUUGAAAACCCUGCAGAAUCUGGACCUUUCUUACAAUUUCCUACAGAGUCUACCUGAAGAAAUUGGUGCACUGGAAGCGCUGGUCAAAUUACAGUUGUCCCACAACAAUCUAAAGCGACUACCAGAGACCAUGGGUUCCCUCCUGUCUCUCAGGGAGCUCGUCAUCCAUAGCAAUGACCUCCGUGUUAUUCCACAGUGCCUCACCUUUCUGCCCCUGCUUGAGAUGGAUGUGCGCAACAACCCCAUCGGGAGCCCUCCGACCCCUCCUCCACUCCCACCUGCAGCCGAAUGUGCUGAAACAAGCAUUCCGGAGUUGCACCUUGGAUUUGACCAGCACAGUUUCUGUGUGUCAUCUGCUGGCUGUCAUGUGUUCCUCCCUGGAGCGGGAGAGCUGCUGUUCCCCCCAGGGUGCCUGGUGAAGAACACGAGACUGAAGUGGGCCGAGAAACUGCCAGACAGGAAGUGGGUGUGGCUAGAGGAGCAUGACUUCCUGUUGAGUCGUCCACUUGAACUUCUCCCUCAUGGAGUUACAUUUUUGAAGCCUGUGGAGGUGUGUGUGCCAUACCAUGGUGCAAGGAGACGGGAGGUGGUUGUGCGCAGGUUUGACGGACAGUCAUGGAGCACACUACCCACGUUGACUAGGAGGGGAAGUCAGAACCACAGCAGGCACCCUGGAGGUCGCCCUGCCAGGCUGGCCUGCUGCUCUGUGACUCACUUCUCCUGGUUUGUGGCCGUGUCUCGGCCAGUGAGGGACAGCUGCUCUCUCACUCCACAGGGGGCGCUUCUGGUGUCGAGCUCUGACCCUGGAGUGAAACUGCACUUCCCCUCUGACUCCACACUGCAGACCCGAGUCAUUACUUUACAGGUGUUGCAGGUUUCUGUGGCCGAGGUCCAGGAGUUGUCUGCAGACCGCGAGGCCUGUGUCAGCCCCCUGCUGUGCCUCUCUCAGAAUCCCAGCAUGGACUUCCUACAGCCAGUCAAGGUGCAGAUCCCUCUGCCUUCCGGCCUGACAGGACAUACUGUGGACAUGGCUUGUCUACAUCUGCUCCACGGAGACCCCAGCGCCCACACCUGGACAGACAUCACGUCACAGGCAUCUCUCUGUGUCACCCACCUCUACGCCAUCUUCUACAUAACACACUUUUCCUGGUAUUGGCUAUGGUACACCACGCAGCGCUGUGUUAGUGGGGUGGUAAGGAGAGUCUAUCAAAGGCUAAAGCAGUUUCGAGUCCAAUUCUUGGUUCAGCAGAGGAAAACCGACCCCAAACAAGUUCUCCUACAGUGUCUCCCUGCUAACAAAGUGGACGGCAGAGUGGCGUCUCUGUCUGUCCAGUACGAUGGACCGCAGCCCUCCGACCUGUGCGACCUGCUGGAGGGGGAGCAGUUCUUUGCUGGCUUUGAAAGGGGCCUGGAUGUGAAUGCAGACAGGCCAGACUGUGUGGAGGGACGCCUGUGUUUCGUUUUCUACUCCCGCUUGAAGAACCUUAAAGAAGUGUAUGUCUGUCCUUCCCAAGGGCAGGACGGGCCAGUGAGGGGACAGGUGUCCUUUUAUCGAGGGGAGGUGCCCAAUGAUCUGCCGGUGGAGGUGUCUAGAAAGAGGAAGGGGAACGAUAGCCAAUGGCUGGCAACGUUACCACUGAGACUUCCUGCUCUGAACUCGGAGAAGCCCCACAUGGAGGACUACCAGUACCCUCCCCUCAAUCUGGGAGACCCCGAGAGUGGCUACCUGACCGAGGCCAACCUGCUGGCCAUCUCCCUGCAGAUAGGACAGGACUGGCGUACAAUUGGUAUCAACCUGGGUAUAAGCUACCAGGAGCUAGACCGCAUCCAGUACAAGUACAGAGAUAACCUGGGAAGCCUGGUCCUGGACAUGCUGUUCCACUGGGCUCGCGGGCAGCAGGGCGCGGGCCCGGGGGUCAUGCCAAAGCUGAUCGAGGCCAUGGAGGAGAGCGGCAGGAGGGACCUGGCCGAGGAGAUCCAGGACAUCGUCAGCCUGGGCAGGAGGAAGUACAGCGAGUCUCUGAGGAGAGUGGGGCUGGAUGAAGAGGCGUCCUCUGCCCAAGGCGAAGGCACACACCCACACGUUCAGCAGUAGACGUGCCAACGCUGGGGUACAGAUGGCGUCUUCACACAUGAGCCACUCGGAACGCUCCACCAGAACGUUGGGACGCCAUGACGUGCCACCAUCAUCUCUUCCUGCUGCCUGAGAAGCACGGUGUCCUGUGGCGCGUUGCAAGGGCAGAAGGGGGGCUGUUGCCGGUGUCUUUGUGGUGUUCGUGGUGUCAGGUCCUGGCUGCUCAUCUCAGAUGACAUGCUGACGUUCUUGCUGAUAAAUGAACUGACUCAUCACAAGUGUUUUCACUCCUUUGCUGCCAAUGUUUGUGCCUUUUGUCCAUUCUGAUACCUCACAUUUUUCAAUGGACAACCUCGCAUGUUUCAGCGGACAAGCGAUUUGUCACAGUAACAGACUUUUGGUUCUGCUGGUUUAGAAACAUUCAGUGAUAUUAUGAGAUUUAAACAAAUGUUUUGUUGUAAAUGUCCUGUGAGUAAACAAUUAUUGUGAUAUAAAAGGGGUAUGGAUGUACAGUCA